Molecule: messenger RNA, 1479 nt
Organism: Dendrobium catenatum
Lineage: Eukaryota; Viridiplantae; Streptophyta; Magnoliopsida; Asparagales; Orchidaceae
Exons: 2
Coding region: 1-1479 (492 amino acids)
Source: RefSeq, a predicted model, not a curated record
AUGGAAAAUUGGCCUAUUCCGUGGCAAACUCUUGAUGAUGAAGACAGAUUUUUGCUGGAAAAAUCUUUCUCGGUUAAAGAAGUUGAAGACGUAAUCAUGCAAAGUGGAUAUAACAUUUCCCCAAGUAAUGUUGGUAUUACCUUAUCCUUUCUUAAAGCUUAUUGGGAUAUUAUUAAAUUUGACUUUUGGAAUGCUAUUAAUGCUUUUUUGGAGUCUUCUGUUAUGGAUUCUAAUUGGAAGGAAACCAUUAUAGUUCUUUUUCAUGAAGUUUCUAACCCUUUAGUUCCUUCCAAUUAUAGACCAAUUAGCUUAUGUAACACGGUCUAUAAAGUGGCGGCAAACAUUUUAAUGAAUAGAAUGUCUUCUUUCCUCCCUAAAUUAAUCUCUGAAGAACAAGCUGCAUUUUUGAAAGGUAGAUCUUUAUCAGAUCAAGUUCUUAUUGCCCAAAAGGUCAUUCAUAAAUUUAGGCAUUCUCAUUCUACUAAAGGAUUGGUUGCUUUCAAAAUAGACAUGGAACAAGCCUUUGAUUAUAUGGGUUGGCCUACCUUAAGGAAAGCCAUGAAGUAUUUCGGCUUUCCUACCAAAUUCUCAAGUCUUAUUUUGGAAUGUAUUCAAGAUUCAAAAUUUUCAAUCCUUAUCAAUGGCAAUCUCUCUAAUUGGAUUGAAGAAACUAAAUUUAAGAUGGUUAAGGAAGUAAAAUCUGUUUUGAAGAAAUUCUAUGAAUGGUCUGGCCUUUGUAUCAACUUGAACAAAUCUAGCAUGAUCUUUGGGAAGAUGGUUAAUAGAAGGUUGAAGAAAUCUAUUGUUCGAAUCAUGGGUUUCAAGAUAGCAAAAGAAUUGAAUUAUCUUGGAAUAAAGUUAGUCACUAGAAGACUAGCUAAAGAAGAUUUCCAAUUUAUCAUUGAUAAAGCUUUGAAGAUGACAAACAUUUGGGGAGGAAGGCAUAUUUCUUUAGCAGGGAAGAUCUUGUUGUCUAAAUCUAUUCUUUUAUCAUUCACCAUAUGCCAUUGUACAAACUUUUUAGUUCCUAAUAGUGUGCUUGAUGAAAUUGAUAAAAUUUGCAGAAAUUUUAUCUGGAAUAAAUCCAAUGGUAAUAAUGGCAUUCAUUAUGUCAAUUGGAACUUAAUGUGUUUACCAAUGGCUUAUGGAGGAAGAGGACUCCACUCUUGCUGUAGUAUUGUAGGACCGUUGACAGCAAAAUUGGCAUGGAGAUACAUGGAAGACAAGGAUUCUCUGCUUCACAGAAUUCUAUUUCCAAAAUAUGGAAGUGUUCUAGAAGAAGGAGUUUCAAGGAGAGCGGGAUCUGCUUCAUGGAAGAUUUUAUCUGAUGUAGGUAAUUGUCUUAAACCAAUUAUUAGAUGGAAUGUUGUCAAUGGGGUUAACAUUGACGUUUUCAGUGACACAUGGAUAUUAGACAAGAGUUUAAACAAAUGGCCAACCUUUGUUAUUCCACAUGAUGAUAACAGUUUUACUGUUUGA